CAUCUUUGCAUAAUUCAUAUAACCAAUUCUUUUCAUCACCCAAAAAUCUCAAAAACGAACAAUAUGUCUUCCAACAAGAUUGUUUUGACUAGCUCCGAUGGCGAAUCUUUCGAGGUUGAAGAAGUGGUAGCAAGAAAACUGCAAAUCGUAGGACACAUGAUCGAAGACGACUGUGUUAUUAACGAGAUCCCUCUUCAAAACGUUACCGGAGAUAUCCUCUCCAUGGUUAUCGAGUAUUGCAAAACACACGUCGAUGAAGAAGAAAGCGAGGAAGCUCAGACGAAGCUCAAGACUUGGGACAAAGAGUUCAUGAAGAAAUUUGAUUUGAAAACACACUUAAAAAUCAUUCUCGCUGCUAACUAUCUCAACGUUAAAGGCCUUCUUGAUCUCGUUUCUCAGACAAUUGCAGAUAACAUCAAAGAUUACACGCCAGAAAAAAUUCGUGAAGUCUUCGGAGUCGAGAACGAUUACACUGAGGAGGAAGAAGCAGAGGUUCGCAAGGAAAACGCAUGGGCUUUUGAUGAGGCUGAUACACCAAAACCCUAGUUUUUGGUUUCGUUUCUAAUUGUCGGUUUUAGGGUUUUGAUGACUUUCGUCUCUUUUUUUUUUAUGGUUUUCCAUACUUAGAUUUCGUUGUUAAUUCUUUACCUUGCUCUCUCUAUUAUGGUGAUCAAUAAAUAUAUGCUUUAGCA
Messenger RNA from Arabidopsis arenosa, 692 nucleotides. Lineage: Eukaryota; Viridiplantae; Streptophyta; Magnoliopsida; Brassicales; Brassicaceae. The record is from the annotation of a GenBank genome assembly.